This is a messenger RNA of Thlaspi arvense, 948 nucleotides long. The record is from the annotation of a GenBank genome assembly. NCBI's taxonomy places the organism in Eukaryota, Viridiplantae, Streptophyta, Magnoliopsida, Brassicales, Brassicaceae.
AUGCAGAUGUUGGAUUCAUGUAGCUGGUUGCAUGUAGAUGAUCAAUAUCUUACUUUGCAGGAUAACAAGGACGCUCGUCAUGUAAAAACAUAUGAAGUUGCUUUGAAGGAAAAAGAUUUUGUUGAGGGGCCAUGGUCCCAGAACAAUCUUGAUAACGGGGCUGAUUUGUUAAUUCCAGUGCCCCCACCUCUUUGUGGUGUUCUCAUUAUUGGAGAAGAAACAAUUGUAUAUUGUAGUGCCUCUGCAUUUAAAGCAAUCCCAAUACGACCAUCAAUUACUAGAGCCUAUGGAAGGGUUGAUGCAGAUGGUUCUAGAUACUUACUGGGCGAUCAUGCGGGCCUUCUUCAUCUUCUUGUUAUAACUCAUGAGAAAGAAAAAGUUACUGGACUCAAAAUUGAGCUACUUGGGGAAACUUCUAUUGCAUCGACUAUAUCAUAUCUUGAUAACGCAGUCGUAUAUAUUGGCUCGAGCUAUGGGGAUUCCCAGCUUAUAAAGCUAAACCUCCAGCCAGAUGCAAAAGGUUCAUAUGUUGAAGUUCUAGAAAGGUAUGUCAACUUGGGUCCAAUUGUGGACUUUUGUGUGGUAGACCUGGAGAGGCAAGGUCAAGGUCAGGUUGUAACUUGUUCUGGAGCUUACAAAGACGGGUCCCUUCGCGUUGUUCGAAAUGGAAUUGGAAUCAAUGAGCAGGCAUCGGUAGAACUUCAAGGCAUCAAAGGAAUGUGGUCACUAAGAGCAGCUACUGAUGAUCCCUAUGACACAUUCUUGGUUGUCAGUUUCAUUAGUGAGACGCGUAUUUUGGCUAUGAAUCUUGAGGAUGAGCUGGAAGAAACCGAGAUAGAGGGCUUUUGUUCUGAAGUCCAAACUUUGUUCUGUCAUGGUGCAGUUUACAAUCAACUUGUGCAGGUUGUUUUCCUUCUCUUUUCUGUCUACCUCUACUAUAUUUCUUGA